Molecule: messenger RNA, 3306 nt
Organism: Cyphellophora attinorum
Lineage: Eukaryota; Fungi; Ascomycota; Eurotiomycetes; Chaetothyriales; Cyphellophoraceae
Exons: 8
Coding region: 1-3306 (1101 amino acids)
Source: RefSeq, a predicted model, not a curated record
AUGCAAUCAACUUCGCAUGGCCCUGCGAAAGACAACAAAGCACUAGCAGUCCGCCUGCAACGACGUGAUGCCAACCGGAAGUCGAGAACUCUAUCUCAACCGCAUCACGUUGCGAAGCGCAAUCGACAGCAGAGAGUGGACAAAGCGAUAGAUCAUGCUGACACGGAUCAAGAUGUCCGCUAUGACGCUUUCCCAUCAUCGACAGCUUCUGACGAUGGUGUCUUUGACCUCGUCGUCAGUCCCCGCAGUCCUCUCGAUCACGGAAAGAACGAUCCAUUCGCGGCGCUCCCCACGGACUUGCCAGUCGAGUUCCUCACAGAGCAAGUGCACAUGUCCGGCAUUUGCUUACGAGAGAUGAUCACGAAUUGCGAUCCAACAGAUCGAAUCGGCGCACAUUUCUCUGAGCAAGUCAUGCAGAUGGCGUCUCAGAAUCAGGCUCUUUUCUAUUCGAUGCUAUCUGCCGCCAUGGUUUUCCAAAAACCGACACGGGAAAUGAGUGAAGAACAGUCGACUCUUCAUCUGUCAAUACAGAAUCGAGCUGUGAGUCUGCUGAGCCAGCAAAUGGCUGAUGCUACAACCGCUACCCACGAGGCAAAUAUCUGGGCUGUGUUCGCGAUGGGCUAUGCUUCCGACAUUGGACCCAUUCGCUCAGGUAAAUUCCCUCGACAAUCUUUUCUCAAAGAGCUGCAAUCUCUGCACGUUUAUGGCCGCUUUCAGCUCAAUCAAAUACAUCUGCGUGGCUUGAUACAGCUCGUCAUGUUGAUUGGCGGCAUCCAAAAUAUCAAGACACCCGGCAUGGCGUCGGUCAUCAGUUUUGCUGAUCUCUUCGAGUCAUCCCGAAACAUGCGACAUACUUUCAUGCCGUUCAUACCUUUCACCAAUGCAUACCUACUAGGAGACCGCCUAGCUUUCUCUACCCAGGAGCGUCUGUGGGCACGGCAGACAUUGCCACGUCUUGGAAAGGGUUUCCUUGACGUGUGGCAACCGACAGAUCCAGUUCUGACUGCGAUCCUGGCAGUUAUGGAUCACAUGGUGGACUUCACAAUGAUUGUUGAGAACUACAUAAGAGGUCGUGUCAGUCCACGGCCAGGAGCCGCUCUCACCGAUCAACGAAACUUCGCGCAGCACGCUCUGAUGUCCUUGCCAACUGCAAGGGAGAUCGAAACCAAUACAGGCCAGCUGUGCGAUGAUCUGUACGAGCCGUGCCGGUUAGCAUUGCUCGUGUACAGCUUUUUAGUUGUGUUUCCACUCCCACCGAUCAUCGGCCUUCAUGAGAAGAUCACGUCGAGACUUCAACGAAGCAUUGUCCUGAUGAAACAAGAUCUCCAGUUCAUGGGCCAGUCGAGAUUGCGUUUCCAUCUAUGGAUCCUGACCAUGGGCGCCAUCAUCUCGAUCGGUCUGCCGCAGCGGGCAUUUUACAUCGCCGAGAUCAGGAAGAUGGUCCUAUGCUGGGUGUACAAGAUGAGGAUGCAUUCGGUGAAAUACUCGAAAGAUUUCUAUGGCAUCCAAAAACGUCUCGUCGAGAUGGCCAAGACCUCUGGCGGGAUGCGCAACGCAACCAACCUGAACCUUUCGUAUCUGUCGAUCGAUCGCAGCAAAUUAAUGUGGUCAUCCUUUCUGCACCAAGCAUGGCACGUAAGCCGAGACAAACAUUUUGAUGCCCAGUAUGGCCAUCCGUUAGAAAUGGUUGAUUUCGUCGCAGGCUUCCCGCAAACACGGGAGGAGAAAAGCGCAUCGCGAGCUGCGAUUCAGGGUAACGCUUCGAGGAUACGAUGGCGCAAAGGCACGACUGUAGCUCCGGGCUUCGUGCAGAGCCACGUCCCGGUGCAACAAUCAUCGUCGCUCGAGCGUAGACGUCCUGGAACAGUCGCUGCGACAAAUCGCGCCAGAGGCACGCAAGUCGACCCGACGAGAACGAUCGAUGCACCCACCUUCUUCUUCCAUCGGACUCUCGAUGCGCCUACACUUCCACCGUUCCUUCCCUUGCAGCCGGUGGAAGUAGUAUCAAAGGACGUUGUCUGGCGAAUGCUGAAAGCCACUAACGAGACGAUGCAACACAUCAUGUUCAGCAGAGACGACCUUGCUAAUUUCUGGAUGCAAAGGAUCACCUCCUCGGACAUUUUGUUCAAUGCGUUCAUGUAUGGAGCAGCGAUACGCGAAUUUCAUACGUCCACCGUCAAAAGCAGACGCACGGCAAUCGAGUAUCAUGCUCGAACUGUGACCUUGAUAAACGAAUCACUGUCGGACCCUGUGCAGUCCUGUUGCGAUGACAACAUCAUCACUGUGUCGAGUCUCGCGCAUCAUGAGCUGAUAGACCAGUACCGACCGCCUACCGGUAGCAUCAAGCGACCGAACCAAGGACCUCUAGAAUCGCUGCAGCUACUGGAUCUUUAUGGAGGCAAGAUCGAGCCCAACAUGGUGCACAGGCGCGGCAUGUUGACGAUGAUUAAACGUCGAGGUGGUAUGCAGGCACUCGGCAUCGCUCCUGCAGUCUUCCCGUGGUGUGUAGCAGAAGUCUUCAUCGCCAGCAGACUUCUGUGCAAACCAGCUUUCGAGUUGUUACCACUGACCGGACUCGACAUCCCAGCCUCCUUGUCGGUCAACCGGCGAAUCGACCAUCCUCUCAAGGACAUGGGCCACGGCUUCCGUGUACUCACUCAGCUGUCGCCCACAGACCAGAAUCGUGCACUGUACGCAGAUCUCGAUCGUAUGGCGCUCUACUGCCUCGGCGUAGACGACUACGCCGCUGGUCGUCGAAUGCGGAAAUCCCUGGAGAUUUUUGCCCAGGAACGAGUUUUUGUGCAACACAGCCUGCUGACAAAAUACGACGAGGAGUCGGCGGCCGAUCCCAAACCAGAUGGGAACAUCACGACACUCACUCAUCUCACAGCCGUGAUCUUCAGUCUUAUGUGCGUGAUCCCUCUUCCAACGGCGCCCUUCCAUAAGCUCGUGCGGCAGGUAAAGGCUCAAUUUGCCCAUCAUUAUUUCGAACAUGAAUGGAAAGAGGCCCCGGAGAUGAUGACGUGGAUCUUGUUCCUCACUGGCGUUGCUGCAAUUGGUAUGCCAGAGAGGAAGUGGAUGGUCUCGACCUUGGAUCGAUGUUUGCACCGGCUGAAGAUACGGGACUGGACGGAGCUGAAGGGAAUCUUACUCAAAUUUCUGUGGCUGCCUAUAACGAACGACGACGACGGUGAGGGUUUGUAUGACGAGAUCAGACGAAGCAAUCCUUUCGAGGCGUUGAAGGAUUCUGGCGCGGUUCGAGUGAUGGAAGUCUCGGACGAGAUCGAGGAGGUUUCAGUCACCUGA